ACCGUGACCAGAGGUUUACGGCCCGGGAAUGGGCUCUACGCGCUACGUGCCCCCGGCGGCCCAGGCCGGAGCCGAGUGUUAACCGCCCCUCGAGGGGCCCCGCGGGGGCGCGGUCUCGGGGCGGGGCGCGACCUGAGACGGCGAUGAGAGAGUUAACCGCCCGGAGGGGCCGUGGUGGCGGGGCCUCGGGGCGGGGCGAGGCCUGGGGGAGGUGCUGGCGGCGGAAGAGGCCGGCGGUCUGCGCCCGGCGCGCUUCGGCAACUUUAGGCUGGCUGCUCCCGAGGACCGGCGACCUCCCGGCACGGGAAGCCGAGCGAGGUUCGAGGGCGGUGACAGGGGUGCGGGGCGCGUGAGGGGGAAGGUCCCUCGACAGGCCGAAAGGAGGCGAACUCGCGAGUCUCGAGAGACCGGGACAGGUCGAUCCCGACCGGGAGCUCGACUUUCAGAAGAGAGGCCCCAGCAAGCCUCUUGAGGGGAGUUCUCCAGCUCCUCACCUCCAUGGGCCAGACAGCCUCGGCAGGGGGCGGCAGCAGCAGCACCCACACGCCGCAGGCCCUGUACCCUGACCUGUCUUGUCCCGAGGGCUUGGAGGAGCUGCUCUCGGCUCCCCCUCCUGACCUGGGGGCCCAACGGCGCCACGGCUGGAACCCCAAGGACUGCUCAGAGAACAUCGAGGUCAAGGAAGGGGGGUUGUGCUUUGAACGGCGGCCCGUGGCCCAGAGCACUGAUGGGGCCCGGGGUAAGAGGGGCUACUCGAGGGGCUUGCACGCCUGGGAGAUCAGCUGGCCCCGGGAGCAGAGGGGCACCCACGCUGUGGUGGGCGUGGCCACGGCCCUGGCGCCGCUGCAGGCUGACCACUAUGCGGCGCUGCUGGGCAGCAACAGCGAGUCGUGGGGCUGGGACCUUGGGCGCGGGAAGCUGUACCAUCAGAGCAAGGGGCCCGAGGCCCCCCGGUAUCCAGCCGGACCGCAGGGUGAGCAGCUGGAGGUGCCGGAGAGGCUGCUGGUGGUUCUGGAUAUGGAGGAGGGAACUCUGGGCUACGCUAUUGGGGGCAUCUACUUGGGGCCGGCCUUCCGCGGACUGAAGGGCAGGACCCUCUAUCCAGCAGUAAGCGCUGUCUGGGGCCAGUGCCAGGUCCGCAUCAGCUACCUGGGCGAAAGGAGAGGUGAGGCCUGGGGCAGGUGUGGGGAGAGUAAGUUCUGUCACUGGGGUCUGUGGUUUUGGGAUGGAAGCUCAACGCCUUACAAGAGCAGAGGGAACUGGCCUUCAUCUGACCCGUCUCCUACCCCUAUUCAGUGCCAGGAAUGGCUAAGAGUCUUCACAGCUGUUACCUAACUCAAUCUUCCUAACAGCCAUAGAGGUAAAAGUAAGGCUUGGGAAAGCAACUUGCUAGUGAGAGGUGAACCCUCGGAAUGGAGUGAAGCCCUGUGGGGAUUAGGGCUUCACAGGAGAGAUCAGCCCGUGGAGCAAGAGGUGCAAAGGGUUAGAUUUGUCCUGGGCUAGGUGUACAAGUCCCAGAGGAAGAGGACUGGCGGUGCCAGGCGCCCAGGGUGUGUACCCGGCUCACUGGGCUCUGACUCUGACACAUACCUACUUCCUUCCUCAGUCGAACCCCAGGAAGGAGCCGUUGAGGUCCAGGCACCUGGAAGAGCAGUGAAGGAGGCAGGGCCUUGGGGCUGAGCGGACUUAACUGUUCUGCAGUUGCCGAGUCUGCAGCAGAGGGUGGCCGCCUCUCCCCCGUAGCCCAUGGGAGCUAUUGUAGAGUGGAGGAGGGCCACCCUUCCUUUCACCUCCUCAGCCCCAGCUCUGGGGCCUCUCUGGAUUCAAAGCCUGGGCCAGCUCCACGGUCAGAGCCGCCUCGGCCUGUUGCGGCCUGUUGCUUAAGACGGCCUUACUUAGAGCUUCACCCCAACUCCGACCGGGGACGUGUGAGAUCCAUGAUGCGUCCGCCAUAAGAGCAGAUGCAGAACUUCAGGGCACCAUAGACCUCCCCUGAACCGAGGUGGGAGCAGACUUGCAGCAGGAAAACGGAAGGGACUCUGGGCAGGACCCCGUGGUUUGAGGAUGUCUGGCUGGUGGUCGCACCCGUACUUACCUUCCCUCAUUCUCUCUCCCAGCCGAGCCACACUCCCUUCUGCACCUGAGCCGCCUGUGUGUGCGCCACGCCCUGGGGGAUACGCGGCUAGGCCACGUUUCUGCUCUGCCCUUGCCCCCCGCCAUGAAGCGCUACCUGCUCUACCGGUGACCCCUGUGAUACCACAGAUUGCGCUGGGGCCUUGACCCACGCCUCGGGGGGAGGCAGCACUGCUGGCCUAGACCAGCUGCCUGAAGCCGGUGACGCUGGGUCCCACCCCACCCCAAGCUCUGGGGAGCACUAUAGCCCCAGGGCCACCCAGAGGGUGGAAGGGAGGGAGCUGUUACUCAAGGCUGCGGCAGCCUGGUACACAAGACAUUUCUGCAAGUAAAAGUUGUAAGAGAUGUGCUGCUGUAGAAACCUGUUUGUGGUUUUUUGGUUUUUUUUUUUUUUGCACAAGGGUCCUGUGGCUGCGUC
This is a messenger RNA of Balaenoptera acutorostrata (minke whale), 2551 nucleotides long. RefSeq names its product splA/ryanodine receptor domain and SOCS box containing 2 (gene SPSB2). Bases 499 to 1335 code for a protein of 278 amino acids. The transcript has 2 exons. NCBI's taxonomy places the organism in Eukaryota, Metazoa, Chordata, Mammalia, Artiodactyla, Balaenopteridae. Gene Ontology annotation, molecular function: protein binding. Gene Ontology annotation, biological process: protein ubiquitination; intracellular signal transduction; proteasome-mediated ubiquitin-dependent protein catabolic process. Gene Ontology annotation, cellular component: SCF ubiquitin ligase complex. The record is from RefSeq and is a predicted model, not a curated record.